AUGCCUCCAACAACAAUAACAACAUCUACUCCCAGCGCUACCUCUCCUGAAAAUAUCUCCACUUCAUCACCAAUAGAUGGUGCCACAACAACACAAGAUGUUAUCAAAAACAAGGAAUUCGAUGAAAGGAAAUCAGAAAAUGAAAUAAAUAAGAAUUAUAUUACUCCUGACACAAAACAUAAGCAUCGUAGCAAAAACAAUCAUCUGAAAGAUAAUGUUAAAAAUACUGAAGAUAUCCAUCCUGCCCCAAUACAAACAAUAGAUGGAGUUACUACCUCAAAGAUGCCCAGUGAAACCAUAGCAACAGAGAUUAGUAAAACAGUUACUAUAGCUACAGUACCAUCAACAAGCAAUCAACUUGAAAUAACUAAUGAUAGUGAAUUUAAAAAUACUCAAUAUAAAGAAGCAACUACUUCUGCUCCAACUAGACAUGUUACAUCUGCAACAGAAGAUACAUUAAAUGUUGAUAGUUUGGAAGUCAAUGAUUUUGAAUGGCUCCCUUUAAACUGGGCAAAGUGUACACGGCCCUGUGGCGAGGGAAUAAAGAAGAGAGAGGUUAUAUGUGCCAGUAAACUGCUUCAAAGUGAGGUGGAGGCUUCCAAAUGCUCCUCUCUACCUGCUGUUCCUAAUACACAGCCAUGUAAUGUUGAACCUUGCGUUGAGUGGGAGAUGUCAGAGUGGAGUACGUGUUCAAAGACAUGUGGUCGAGGAUCACAGGAGAGAGAAGUGACCUGCCCUAUACCCAACAUGUGUGAUGAUGAGAUGAAACCACAGACUGUACAGCUAUGUGAACUACAGGCCUGCUCAAGAUGGGUCAGUGGACAGUGGAGCAAGUGUACCAGAACAUGUGGAGGGGGCAAUCAGAUCCGCCAUGUACAAUGCGUAGACAACAGCAACAAUACUCCAACUACAGGCUGUGAUCCACAGCACCAACCUAAAACAUCAGCCAGAUGUAACACAGCUGCUUGUACACAUCAUAAAUCAGCUCACCUCAACACAGGCAAAUUCCAGUGUAGAAGGAAUACAAUGAGCAAUCACAUAUGUGGUGCCUUAAAACGAUUUGGACAAUGUCAACAAAGAUAUGUACAACUAAAAUGUUGUCGGACUUGUAAUAGCCACAGAUACCAUAGAACUAAGUCUAGGCUUAGAACUAGGACGACGUGAGGAGAGGAUUUUAUAGAUUUAAAUUAAUAUUAUGAUUGGUUUAUAUCAGUCUCAAGCUAUAUAUGUAUAUUAGUAUUAUGUAUAUGGAACAGACACCCCUCUCCAGGGGAAUAAUGGACUAGUCCCAUUGUUGAAACAGUGAAGUGGAAUAUUCCAUGUUGUGUAGUUUGGCCCAUGAGGGGUGUGAGAUUCGCCAACCCAAUAUGGGAAAACCUUUGAGUUGUGAAGAGAGAACUGAAUUUAGUUUGUACUGCAUUUAUAAUAGAAAUAAUAUUUAAAGUGACAUAUAGAUGGCAUAAUGAACUAGUAACAUUUUAAGGUUAAAAAGGAGAAUAAUACUACAUAUAGUAGAUGUACCUAUGCAAUUUGAAGCCAUUAAAUGACUAUUUAUUCUUCUCAUGACUUGUUUAAUAAAGCCUUGACUGCAGAUCGAUCAAUGUAACAAUGAUAUCAGGUUCUAAUUCACAUAAAGUCGUGAUGUUUUAUCUUCUUUUCAUACAGAAUGUGUACAUUAAUUGAUGAUGUUACACAUCAAGUGAUGAUGUCAUUACAUUCUUGAAAUUCAAGUCAAGUCAUAAUGUUUCACAUUAGUCAUGAUGUCUUUGUCAUCUUGAAAUGUACAUUAAAUCAUAAUGUCAUUACCUUUAUGUAAUAUAAGUAAAGAAUGAUAUCACACAUAAAGUCAUAAUGUCAUUUUAUAAAUGUUAAUCCUAACAUGACACUAUUGAAGGGUAGAGUGAGUAUGAGUACACGUCAUGAAAAUUAUGCUUGUAAUGUUAUUGAGUGGUGGAAAAGACAAGAUUUGUCAAAAGUGAACACUACAAAAAUUGUUUAUUUAUAACCCUCUUCCUCAAUAAAUAGAAUCAUACAGUUCUUAAAGGCCCCAUACAAAAUCUGAAAAUGUGGUUUAAACUUUAUAUGGGGCC
Owenia fusiformis is the source of this 2090-nucleotide messenger RNA. NCBI's taxonomy places the organism in Eukaryota, Metazoa, Annelida, Polychaeta, Sabellida, Oweniidae. The record is from the annotation of a GenBank genome assembly.